Molecule: messenger RNA, 849 nt
Organism: Striga hermonthica
Lineage: Eukaryota; Viridiplantae; Streptophyta; Magnoliopsida; Lamiales; Orobanchaceae
Source: the annotation of a GenBank genome assembly
AGACCCAUCAUUUUGGCGCCAUCUUUGGGGAGUUCUUGAAGGAAUUAAGAGCUUUACACCUAGUUUGGAUCUGUCCCCGAUGGCUGACAAGGAAGGAUUCCAGAAAAACUUGAAUGAAGAUUUCAGGGCCGCAUGGACAGACAAGCGACCCCCGCCGAUUCCCAACCCCAAGCCGCCACUCCAAGUGUUCGGUUUCCCACCGUUUGGGGCACACGCGCCGUCAGGAGGGCGUAUGGGGGAAGAAACGCUUAUCACCCCACCGGGGGUCCAGAUCCCAGUGCUCACUCAAGGGGAGGCCAGUCACGCGAAGAGCACGAGCGGAGAAGUCAACGGUCGUGAGUCAACCGAGACGUUCAUAAGUCUGGGAAAACAGCCUGGACCGCUCGAGCCAGGAAAGAGACCGCUGCCUCAAAUUGAGGAGCAAAUGUUAACCAUGACACAGAACGAGAUGCAGAGGAUGAUUGCCGAAGCUGUAGCUGCCCAAAUCAAACAAACACCAGUCGAGCAACCCAGGGUCGAACAACCCCGAAUCGAGAAACCCAGGGUCGAACAACCCCGAAUCGAACAAGCUAGGGUCGAGCAGCCUCAAAAUGAGCAGCAACCCCUUGAACGCGAACAACAGGCGCAAUCACAUGAGAGGCAGAACAGGAGGAUAGAUGAUGAGGAGUCCUCUGUCAGAACUGUUAAUCCACAAGCCAGAAACGACACCCUGGAGCAGCAGUUAGCGCAGGUCCGAGACUUGCAGGCUCGAGUGGAAGGAAAGAAAAUAGGAAGCUCGAGGGGACACCCUUUUUCACAACAUAUUCUAGACGCCGAUUUGCCUCAGGGAUUUAGGGAGCUCAAUAUCUG